Messenger RNA from Funneliformis mosseae, 1247 nucleotides. The record is from the annotation of a GenBank genome assembly. NCBI's taxonomy places the organism in Eukaryota, Fungi, Glomeromycota, Glomeromycetes, Glomerales, Glomeraceae.
AUGACUGAAAAAACUUCUUUUACUGCUAUUCCGUUUGAGGAUUCUCAAGUUCCUAGUGAACGAGAAUUGCCACCUUACAGUGAGAAACCUCGUUAUACAUUUCCUCCAACUUCUCUUGACUCCAAUCCGCAUGAAUGUCGUUAUCAGCAAAGAAAGAAAGCUUGGAGAAAGGCGUUGCUUGUUGUAUUACUUGUAUUUUUGGGAGGAAGAUUCUUAUUAGCUGGAAUUUCGUACUUCAUGUUUAAUGCCAAUGAUGACCAAUAUAUUUGGAUUCAAGUUCCUGGCAUGGAUCCAGAAAUUGGAUCACAUGAAAUGCCAUAUAAUGCUCCACCAUCCGAAGCAACUCUCAACAUUCCAGAAUCUCCUACAUGUGAUUCCUCCGUAAAGUGGAAUGGUCCAAGUGAAUUGUUAUUAGAUCCUAAUGAUGUCACUGGAUUGAUUUUUAAGGUUAAAGGGAUAGCGCACGGAAGUGUUAUUAUUCGUCAAGAUCCUAACGCAAAAGAUUUUCUCAAUGUUACAAAUAAAAUCUUCCUUUCUGACGAUUCUCUUCAAGAACAAGUUGAUAUUAGAAUUGAUAUCAUCGAUGAAGACUAUUCUGUCACUGUUGAGGCUCCAUCAUUUGAAGGUCCUCGUCCUUCCCAAAAAUGUGUCCGAGUUGAUACUAUCAUAACCAUUCCAAGCCAAAUUCAUGUCUUCAGAUCACUUUUAGUUGAUGUACCAAAUAGUUGGAUCUCUGCUGAAGGUUUGGGAGCUAUUGAUUUCGCUUAUGUCAGUCUUAAGACUAUUAAUGGACAUAUUCGUGUUGAUGAUAUCAGUGCCGCUAUUGCCGAAGUUGCCACCAUUAACGGACACGUUAAAGGUGAUUACGUAAUCGCCGAGAGUUUUGAUGUUCGUACUAUAAAUGGCGCCAUUGGAAUCCAUACAAUUAUUAACCCUUGGUCUGAUGAAAUAUCCAUUACUACAAAAUCCGUAAACGGUCAUGUAGAUGUUACAGUGCCUGAUACAUACCAUGGAGAUUUCUCUGUCUCCACAUUAUUUGGAUAUUCAUAUGUUGAGGGUAAAGAUAUUACAUAUGUAAGAAAGUCACGAAAUGUCAAGACUGGUUAUAAAGUAAAGAAAACGAAGAAAUCUAAGAAAGGAUGCCGUCAUCACAAACAUCAUCACAAACAUCGUCACAAUAGUCAUGAUGAUGAAAAGACAUCACAAAUUGUUAUCGAGGCAGUAACUGGUUCUCUUGAAUUAUACUU